This is a messenger RNA of Phoenix dactylifera (date palm), 803 nucleotides long. Lineage: Eukaryota; Viridiplantae; Streptophyta; Magnoliopsida; Arecales; Arecaceae. The record is from RefSeq and is a predicted model, not a curated record.
GUGAACCAAUGUGGAUACCAUACCGAUGAGCCUCCUCUCUUCCCGCUCCAUCUCCGCCCCCCUCCCGUCUUCUCUCGCCUCCUCGCCAAAACCCUCGAGGAGACGAAACCCUCCGCUACUUCCCUCUAUUACUUCUCUCGUUCGCUCGCGUUUAAUCCAUUCCUCCGCUCCUUUCACGCCUUUGUCUCCUUCGAAAUCCAUCUCCCUCGAGAUCUCCAUCAAUCCCCCGAGAGCGGCAUGGCGGCAGCCAAAGUAUGUGUAUCCCGAUCCGAUCCCCGAAUUCGCCGUUGCCGAGACGCAGAAGUUCCAAGGCGAGCUUCGGAAGAAGCUUUUGAAGAACAAGGAGACUUUCGGCGAUGACAUCGAUGCGGUCGUGAAGGUCUGCGCUGAGAUAUUCAGUGACUUCUUGCACAAGGAAUAUGGAGGUCCGGGGACGCUCCUGGUGGAGCCUUUCACGGAUAUGUUGCUUGCACUCAAGGAGAAGAAACUUCCAGGGGCUCCAGUGGCAGCAAGGGCAGCUCUGCUGUGGGCACAAAACUAUGUUGACCAGGACUGGGAAAUCUGGACCUCCCAACAUUCCAAAUGAGAAUUUGAGGUACAUUCUAAAUGAUUUCCUUAAAAACUUACUGUUCCCUUGUGGAAUUUACCAAAUUGUUGUAAACAAUUUGCAAGAUCGAUUCACCUCAGAUAGUAAAUCUCUCAGGAGAAGGCAAUUACAUGUUUUGAAAAUCUGAACUGUUCUCUCUUUCACUCACUCACACGCAUAAAAAGAAAUAAAAAAGACAAAAAAAAGGACCUAUUCU